GAAGACAACUACCACAGAAUAUGCGUCGAAAACGAGCUUCAAUCGCAAAUACCGAAAAACCGCUCAAGGAAACUAUUAUACCAUCCGUGAAUAUCCUUUACAGGACUCAUGAUAGCAACAGUGACACUCUCGAAGGCAAUAAUUAUGCAGAAAAAGCGGAUAAGCCCACGUUACCAUCAGCGUCACCUCCCGAAAACCAGGAUGAUGGAGGAGGGUUUUCACAUUGGGUAACAUCUCUAGAUCUUAUUCGAGAGAAGCUCUCAUUUACCCCAGAUGUCAUGUAUAAUCUGAACAAUUUCUUGUUGGGGAAUCCGAAUAUGAAUUCCCCGCAUUUGUUCCGUGCGGAUAUUUUAUAUGACAGUGCCGGGGAACUGAAGACGCCUCGGGAGAAGGAGAGGAUGAUUUUGGGCAAUGAGUCUUCUAGUUAUAGCUCGGAAUCACACCUUCCAUAUACAGAGGCAAAGGCAGAAGCACCGAAUAUUCCCGGGUUUGAGUUGAAACGCACAGUGGUCAGCGAGUUGAUCCCUAGAAAACCGAAACUGGAUAGAUCGUUGAAACAGACUAGUCUUUAUUACGAGGGUGUUUCCUCCUGCUCUUUGAGGCAAGCCGAGGAUGUCGAUGCUGUUGCAGUGCAGAGGGUACUGUAUCUGUUUCUAUCGGAUCUGAAGGGUCUCAAGGAUGUACCGUUCUACCAUCCGCUUAUCCGCGGAUGGGGAUACUUGUAUGAUUAUGAAGACCAUUCCUUUGCUUCGUCGUCCCGUUAUGAAGAAGGAGAGACAGCUGAAGCCUCUGGUAAUGGAACGCUGUCUCUUCAUAUUCUCCCGUUCCCGCCAGCAGAAGGCUACGAUCCAUAUUCAGUUCAACUUGAGCGAAUACUACAAAAUAUGUUAUCGACACAUAUACGUCUUGCACGAAACACGCGUCCUACGGUGUUAUCGACAGAUACAACUCCAUCUACUUCACAACACAAUUCUUCCAAUACAACAGGCACAAAAUUCCAAGACGAAGGCUAUAAUCCCGAUAAAGACAACAUAAUUCCCCGCCACAUGACCCAAAACACAUACUCAAGACUCAAAACCACCUAUUCCCACGACCUAUGUAAACGAUGGGUCGAAACAACAGAACCAUCGAAACAUGUCUUUGAAGAUCUAGCCAUCACAGCAUUUCUAAUCGAGCUUUGGCGAAAUAUGUAUGGAGUUAUCCCAAAGGCUGAAAGGGGUGAACAAGCAGGAGAAGGAGAUGCAAGUAAUGGUGGUGAUAGUUUUCCAGGGUUCGUCGAUAUAGCUUGUGGGAAUGGAGUGCUUGUUUAUGUGCUUCUUAUGGAAGGGUAUGAAGGAUGGGGGUUUGAUGCAAGGCAACGAAAGACGUGGUCAAUUUUUCCGGAGCGGGUUCAGGAUAAGCUUAGAGAGGCUGUUUAUAUUCCUGAGCCUUUUGUGGGGGAGUUUGUUUCGACUAGCUCGAUAACGACAACGACGGCAAAUAGUCAACAGCAAGAAACUGAAAAUUGCGUGGACAAUAUUCGAAUACAUAAUGGCAUUCAUUACACCACUGGAGACUUCUCAAAGGGAACGUUUGUCAUAUCCAACCAUGCCGAUGAGUUGACUGUCUGGACACCACUGCUAGCUGCACUCGCCUGCCCCGAGGACCCCUUACCAUUCCUAUCAAUCCCAUGCUGUUCACAUGCCCUGUCUGGCACGAGAUAUCGCUAUUCCCCACCAAAGAACGAGAAGAGUAGCAACAUCAAGAGCAAUCCUCACCAAAGCGAAGAAAAUCCACAAACAGGAGACCUCAAAGCUCUCCGUACAGAGAAACAAGCAGCUAGUACAUCACUACUAGGCUCCUAUCCCAAUUCAGUCGCCGUCCUGAAUUCGAUGUAUGGCUCACUGACAGUGAAGACGAUGAACGUCGCUAAAGAGGUUGGGUAUGAUGUUGAGAAGACUUUGCUUCGGAUACCGAGUACUAGAAAUAUAGGCGUUAUUGGGGGUCGAAAGAAGGGCCUUGUUCAUAAAAAGCUGGGGAAAGAAGAAUAUAAGGAGACCGUUCGGCGGUCGAUUCAUGAAGUUGUUGAGAGGGAGUGUGUGAUGGAUGGUGGUGUUAGGGCUGCUGCUAGGAUUUGGAUCGAGAGGGCUUUGGGGUUGCAGAAACCGGAUCAUGUCAGACGCAGUUAUGCUAGCUAUUCUAAAUAUGUACAUGUCAACGAUUAG
Messenger RNA from Talaromyces stipitatus ATCC 10500, 2204 nucleotides. RefSeq lists its product as uncharacterized. The transcript is spliced from 2 exons. The record is from RefSeq and is a predicted model, not a curated record. Gene Ontology annotation, molecular function: tRNA (uridine) methyltransferase activity. Lineage: Eukaryota; Fungi; Ascomycota; Eurotiomycetes; Eurotiales; Trichocomaceae. The coding region runs from base 21 to 2204 and encodes 727 amino acids. Gene Ontology annotation, biological process: tRNA methylation.